Molecule: messenger RNA, 1094 nt
Organism: Salvia miltiorrhiza (redroot sage)
Lineage: Eukaryota; Viridiplantae; Streptophyta; Magnoliopsida; Lamiales; Lamiaceae
Product: calcium-binding protein CBP-like
Exons: 5
Coding region: 81-899 (272 amino acids)
Molecular function (GO): calcium ion binding
Source: RefSeq, a predicted model, not a curated record
AAAAAAUGUUAUAAAUACAUCACUUCAACUUUCACCUAAACACUUCGAUCAAUUAAUUGCAGCUUAUCCAUUUUCCCAACAUGUCUAAUUACCCGCACCACAAUCCCUCCGGCGCCGGCUACCCCUACGGCGCUCAGCCGCCCUCGUCGCAGUCCUACCCAUCUGGUCCCUACGGCGCUCAGCCACCUCCCGGCCAAUCCUCACCCUACGCCCCCGCCCCCUCCCCCUACGGCGCCCCCUCAGCUCCCCCUGGCGCGCCCAACCAGUCCUACGGCGCCCCCUCGGCUCCCCCCGGCGCGCCCAACCAGUCCUACGGCGGCUACCCGCCUUCGGCGUACGGAAGCCCCUUCGCCGCCCUCACGCCGUCGGCUUUCCCGCCUGGCACUGAUCCGAGCGUGAUCUCCUGCUUUCAGAUGGCCGAUCAGGACGGUAGUGGAUUCAUCGAUGAUAAGGAGCUUCAGCGCGCCCUCUCGUCGUAUAAUCAGAGCUUCAGUUUGAGGACUGUGCAUCUGCUUAUGUAUCUUUUCACCAACACUAAUACCAGAAAGAUAGGUCCAAAAGAAUUCACUCAAGUCUUUUACAGUCUUCAGAGCUGGAGGGCAAUAUUUGAGAGAUUUGAUAGGGACAGAAGUGGCAAGAUUGACAUGAACGAACUGAGAGAGUCACUCCUCAGUCUUGGAUUCUCAGUGUCACCUGUAAUUCUGGAGUUGCUGGUUUCCAAGUUUGACAAAAGUGGUGGCAAAAACAAGGCCAUUGAAUACGAUAAUUUCAUAGAGUGCUGUCUCACUGUCAAGGGACUGACUGAGAAGUUCAAAGAGAAGGAUACCUCAUUCUCUGGUUCGGCAACUUUCACCUACGAAUCCUUCAUGCUAACUGUUUUACCUUUCCUUAUUGCUUAGGGAAAAUGCAGCUUGUUUUGUUUCUCCAACUUCACUCUUGUUUUUCCUUUCUGCUAUCUUCCUCGAAUUUCGGAUUCUGAAUCUUCUGUGUUGAUGUUAUUCUACUUUCCUAAACGGCGUAGCUUUAUGUAGCUGUUACUCGUUGUAAAACGGUAGUUUUUAAGUAGUGUGAUUUUCUGCGGUUUGUGAAAUUUA